Cheilinus undulatus (humphead wrasse) is the source of this 4254-nucleotide messenger RNA. RefSeq names its product dual serine/threonine and tyrosine protein kinase (gene dstyk). Gene Ontology annotation, molecular function: protein kinase activity; ATP binding. The coding region runs from base 1032 to 3818 and encodes 928 amino acids. Gene Ontology annotation, biological process: protein phosphorylation. The transcript is spliced from 14 exons. NCBI's taxonomy places the organism in Eukaryota, Metazoa, Chordata, Actinopteri, Labriformes, Labridae. The record is from RefSeq and is a predicted model, not a curated record.
UUUCCUCUCCCUAACUUCAGCUCAUGUCGACUUUCUGUUUUGCACUGAUUUGAUUGCCAGGUCCCACCUUUGCGAUUUGGUGCGGACACACCUAGCCCUGCUGCACCGACACCAGCUCACCUCUCCACCUGCAGCAGGACCGAAAGAGAAACUGGUCAGCCCAUGUCGCUCUGUUGUCGUCGCUGUGACACGGUGGAAGAUGUCCGCUAGUUUCCCCGGGCCAUAGCCAGUCUAGGAAGACCUCUUAUCCCUACGGAGCCUUGUUUGGAAAAAUCCCGACGUUUUUGACGCGUUAAGGCCCUUGUCAUUUUGAUGCAGCCACUUCAAUUGGGGCAGCUCUUUUGAACACGGAGGUACAUGGAUGUGAAGCUGAGCUCUGUACUGUUUUCGAGAAGUUAAGGGCAGGGUAUGCAUGUGUCUGUUGUGCCAGGCCAGCGCGAGGACGGACAGGAGAUGCCUUCUGGCUAACUGCGCUAACGUUUCUGGACUACAGCUAACUGAACAACCAACUACCAAGUCUUCAACACAAAGUUGUUGUUCUUGUUUCUUGUUAUGGACACUCCUUAACAUGAAAGGCAUAACUCGGUUGGCGUGAACUAAAAACGGGACAACCAACACCAAAAUGCCGAAUAGCGGGUAGUUUGUUAGUUAAGCUAAUUUUCGCCUCGAGCCUGCAGUUAACUUGCACUUGAGGCGAGACGUUGAGCUAGCUAACUGUGUUUUUCUGUUCAGUAGGAUAACAACAAAGCCAAAUGCACCGCGCUUAUUCACUGACACCAAACAGUAAUUGGACUGAUAUUGGUUCAGCACCAAUAGACUAAAGUUAUCGCAUCUUAACACGGCCCACACGUAAAUAAAGGUGCUGAAUUGUUUCACAUAACCUGGAAGGUGGGUGGGCGAACGUAACAGUAUUAAUAUAACUUGGACACGACUUUUGAAAGGUGUGAAAAUCCAACUAGAAAGCAUUAGUAUUUUUUGCACCUGCCAAACCAUCACUGCAAGGAGGAGACAGCUGUCUCAGACUGGUGAUCAUGGAGGGAAAUGUACAACAAAAAACAACUCCUUUAGCUCGGGAACUGACACGGAUAUUUAACAGCUACAACAAACACACGAUACAGCUGAAGAAGAACUUGAAGGAAACUAACGCUUUCUUCCGGGAAAUAAGGCAGAACUACAGCAAUGCCUGUGCAUCAACAGUGAGCUCGGAUACAUUUUCUCUGGAGUCAGGCCAGCUCAGCUGCAUUUCUUUCCCAAGUCAUGAGGAAGAGUUCCUACGCAGCACUGUGGGUGCUGCUCCAUACAUCCUGGUGCUGGGCCAGGACUGUGCUGCUCGCUACCAGCUGCUCAACUGCCUUCUGGGGGAGAGACUGCUGCCACUAGGCCCAGAGGCCGGAGAGGCUUGUGAGGGCGUUCAGGGCACUGUCUGUAAGAGGCGGAAGCUGUGUUUCACCCACGGGAGACAGACACGGCUCAGUCUGGCUCUACCUGGCCAGUAUGAGCUGGUACACCAGCUAGCGGCUAACUGUGGCCGAUGGGAUACAGUGCCCCGAGAAGACCUGGAGAUUCAUGAGGAAUGUGAGGACCCGGCACAUAGGCUAGCAGAGCUGGAGAUCACCUUGCAUCACCCACUGCUUCAGGAAGCAAAGGUCAUGGUGGUGCCUUGUCCGAGUGUCCAGCCCAUAGAAGAGGCCUUGGAAGACUGCACCCGCAAUGUGAUCCCCAUCAUCCUCUACGCCAUCAACCAGGACUCCCUAACUAAUGAGCAGGUGGCUGAUCUCCGGAAGGUCAAAGAGAUGCUUUGCUUUCCCAUCUGUUUUGUCCGAAUCCCUGACACCAUUCCAGGCACCUCUCCGGCUCCAGAUCGUCGUGCUGAGAAGGAGAGGGAGAGGGAGAGGGAGAAGACCCCCCUCCAUAAGCAGCUCCUCUCCCUCGGCUUCCUCACCAGCCCUGCUGGAAACUGCUCUUGUGGUGCUCCCUCACAGGUGUCUGUUCCUGGUGCCAAGCCCCAGAGCAUGCUAGGCGAAUCUUUUGAAAGACUGCAUCGGUUACUGGUGCCUUUUGCAAGGCAAGUUCUUCAAAACCAGCAGGUGGAGGCUGCCAACCUGCUCAAUGGGCUUCACUGUCGGUGUUUAGAUCUUUUUAUCAACCAGGCUUUUGAUAUGCAGCGGGACCUGCAAAUAACUCCCCGCAGGCUGGAGUACACCCGUGAAAAAGAGGGUGAACUCUUUGUCUCCCUCAUGGCCAUUGCCAACCGCAAACAAGAAGAGAUGAAAGAAAUGAUUGUAGAGACACUCAGCAGCAUGAAGGAACAGCUGCUGGAGGAUGCAGCCAACCUAGAGUUUACAGACAUCAUUGUAACAACUAAUGGAGAGCCUGUUACUUCUAAGGAGAUCAAAUCCUGCAUCCACCAGAUCCAGGAGCUGAUAGUGGUCCGUUUGAAUCAAGCCGUGGCAAAUAAGCUGAUCAGCUCCGUGGACUAUCUGAGAGAAAGCUUUGUAGGAACUUUAGAGCGAUGUCUCAACAGUCUGGAGAAGUCUCACAUCGACUCCUCUGUCCACAACAUCACCUCAAAUCACCUCAAACAGUUGUUAAAUGCUGCUUAUCAUGUGGAGGUCACCUUUCAUUCUGGAUCGUCUGUCACAAGACUUUUCUGGGAACAAAUCAAACAGAUAAUCCACAGGAUAACAUUUGUGAACCCUCCAUCCAUCACUCCAGAGUGGAAGCGUAAAGUGGCACAAGAUGCAAUAGAAAGUCUCAGCGCUGCCAAACUAGCCAGAAGCAUCUGCUCCCAGUUUAGAACCCGCCUCAACAGCUCUCACGAAGCUUUUGCGGCAUCUCUGCGCCAGCUGGAGGAAGGGCACACAGGGCGUCUGGAGCGCACUGAGGACCUGUGGCUGCGUGUGAGGAAGGACCACGCCCCUCGGCUGGCCCGUCUGUCCCUGGAGAGCCGCUCCCUCCGGGAUGUGCUGCUGCAUGGUAAACCAAAGCUGGGCCGAGAGCUGGGGAGGGGCCAGUAUGGAGUUGUUUACUUAUGUGACAGCUGGGGAGGACACUAUCCGUGUGCCUUAAAGUCUGUGGUACCGCCUGAUGAUAAACACUGGAACGACCUGGCUCUGGAAUUUCACUACACAAGGACUUUGCCAAAACAUGAGCGGCUUGUCGACCUGCACGGCUCCGUGAUUGAUCACACCUAUGGGAGCGGCUCCAGCAUCGCUGUGCUGCUCAUUAUGGAGCGGCUUCACAGAGACCUCUACACAGGCUUAAAGGCCGGUUUAUCACUGAGGGAGAGACUUCAGAUCGCUCUGGAUGUGGUGGAAGGGAUCCGCUUCCUGCACAGUCAGGGCCUCUUGCACAGAGACAUAAAGCUGAAAAAUGUGCUGCUGGACAAACAAAAUCGGGCCAAGAUCACCGACCUGGGCUUCUGUAAACCAGAGGCCAUGAUGUCUGGCAGCAUCGUUGGAACGCCAAUCCACAUGGCUCCAGAGCUGUUCACAGGAAAGUAUGAUAACUCUGUGGAUGUUUACGCCUUUGGGAUCCUUUUCUGGUACCUCUGCACUGGCUCAGUGAAACUCCCAGAAGCCUUUGAGAAAUGUUCUAGUAAGGACCAGCUCUGGACUAACGUUAAAAAAGGAGCCAGACCUGAGCGGUUGCCCAUCUUCGAUGAGGAGUGCUGGCAGCUGAUGGAGGCCUGCUGGAAUGGAGACCCCUCCCAGAGGCCCCUGCUGGGAAUCGUAGAGCCCAGUCUGCAAAGCAUUAUGGUCCGGCUCUGCAACUGUGGCUCGGAGCAGAAGAGCAGCAGCCUCGAGGACUCAAACUGAAAACACUCCAGACAAACUAACACGUGUGUGAUAGGGAUUCUGAUCAGGAAAUAUUUUUGUGUAUUUAUAAGGAACGCAGGUGAAUGAGGUGAGUGGCGGACUGGUGAAGAAGAGGAGCUGGAUGAUGAUGUGGGGCCUUUUCCUCUUCUUUCACAGUUGUUGGAUUUACAUUAUUUAUGAGGAGCUGACACAGAGCGGAUGUUUGCAAAUAUGUGUGUUUUAUUGUUUGUGUUGUGUAUUUGUAUACAGACUCUCCAAUAAGCUUUUGUCAUAGCUGCCAUGCUAAUUGCUACCUUGUCGUUAGAAUUGUUACUAGAUGCAAAUUGUUUUAAAAGUAGUCCUCCUCCAGUAUUAUGAAAAUAUAAAUAUAUAAAAGAUUAAUUUUAGGUAUUUAAACUGAACAUGUCUGCAUCUACACAAAAACAUCUUUUUUAAA